CUGCUUUCUACUUGCGCUCAACACCAAUUAUUUUUAUGAACAUAUAUAACGUUUCGGUUUAACAAAACCAAUAGUCAUUCCUUUAAUUCUUGUAUUUAAUCGUUCUUUUUAAUAAUUUAUUCUUUUUUACCCGAAGUCAAAGUGAUUUCUGUUCUUUCUUUUUUGGUUCAUUUUUGAUGCUUUUUACGGAAACUAAAUGAGGUAUGGAUUUGAGCUCUCCUACUCAAAACUUUUAUCCUCGUAGUUUACAUAGCAGCUCGAGUCAUCGCUAUCAAAGUUCAAUCGCGUCUAACGCAUCUACAUCUUCCACUUCAUCCAAGAAGUCGAUACUGAAGCGACUAUUCCCUGCCCACUGGUUCUAUAAAAAAGACUCUGUUCCACCAUCGAGUUUAGAAUCUAUAGAUGAGGAUAAUUCUGUAGCUCGUUCCAAAGAGGAUACUGACUCUGAAUCCAAUUUUUCGCGUUCUCAGUCAGUCCUUGGAUUUAACUCCUUGUUAGCAAGAAGAAAAACAAAGAAAAAUUCAAAAUCGAAAAAAUCACCUCCUUAUGAAAUUUCUACAAGCGUUCCAGAUUUGCAACAAGCUCCGCUAAGUGAACCUGUUCGUCCAAGUACGUCUCUUUCUUUUUUCGAAGACGUAUCUUUUGGACCUCCGUUUAGUGCCGACCUAAUACUUUCCAGUUUACCAUCAUCGCAAAACAGCCCUCUUAAUAAAUCAUCACCAGCGUCACCAUAUGUUAAUGACUCCUCCGUAAAGGCAAACCAAUAUGACUUUUGUGAGUCUAGUGAUGAAAAGUAUCAGACUCCCAAUUCAAGUUUCAAUUUUAACAAUUUUAACGAUGGUUUGUCUGAUGGUCAAACUACUCCAACAACUACCAAUUAUUGGUCAGGUUACAGUUAUUUAGGAGGCGAUGGGGACAAUGCACGAAGAUUAUCCAUUCCUGUUGUCACUGCUCUUCAAGACAAAACUAAUACUAGUUUGAAUGAAUCUUCAAGGCCGCUUAAAUCGAAGAACGAGUUAUCUUCCUCUGAUUCCGUCCAUUUGAGUUCCUUAGAAAAUAAUGCUUAUGACCCAAAAGUGGUCGCUAUGGAUAUAUUCAAUAAUACUGGGAAAUUAGUUUCUAAUGAAGAUGCGCUUUCUUUAUUAACAAAGGAAGAUGAUUAUAACAAGGAGGUCCUUGAAAAUUACGUCUCUCUUUUUGAUUUUGGAAAUACUGAUAUUCUACAAUCUUUGCGCAUUCUUUGCGGUAACCUUUUUAUUAAAGGCGAAACACAAAAAGUGGAUCAUCUGUUGGAGGCAUUUUCUAGUCGAUGGUGUCAUACUAAUCCGAGAAUGACCUUUUGUACAAAGGAUAUAGUUCAUUCUGUUGCCUUUUCAUUGUUACUUUUAAACACGGAUUUACAUAUAGCGAAUAUUGCUUCGCAAAAAAUGACUCGUUCGCAGUUCGUAUCAAAUACCCUAUUCGAUAUUUCACAAGCUCUUGAAGCUUCUUUUAGUACUUCAGAAGACAAAUAUCAAUUUUUGCAAAGUUCUUUUACUUCUGAUACUUCCGACCUCAAUGAUAACUCAGCUGCUAUAAACUCCUUGUCGGAUAACCUUUCAAAAACCAAAGGUGGAUUUACAAAGUAUCAUGACAAGAAGCACCCCAAAAUUAAAGAUCUUGAGACGGCGUUUGUAGAUCAUUGGUCUUCAGUGCUAAAAGAAAUGUAUCAAUCUAUUAAGGCUUCUUCUAUACUACAACCCUACCGUUAUCUGCAUAAAAAGACAAACUCUCAACAGCAGAUAGCUAACGAUAUCUUUGCACAUGCGAAGAACCUCUCAGUUUCUGACGAUAGAUCUUUAAACAGUAACAAAAGUGAAUCCAACGAUAAAGUUGAAGAAACUUUUACACGACCUUCGUCAUCCCUCCUUUUUGAACACAAUAAUGACGGUGUUUUGUUAUUCCACAAUAGAUUUGAGAAAGCUAUGCGUCAUCAAUUUCCAGAAACCAAGAGAUCCAAAUCUGCUAUGGGCUACUUCCAGGCGAGUUGUCCUUCGCCGGAUUUGUCAAGCAUUAUUGUGACGCUAAAAAAUCAUAAACAGAUACCACCAUUUUAUCUUCCUCCCUAUAGCAAGUAUGGUAUUUUAAGGUACUUGAUCCGAUACAAUGGAAAGCUCAGGAAGAAGGAGUUAUGGAUGACUACACUUUCUAUACUCGAAAAAGACAUACUGUCCUUGUAUAGUGUAGAAGGAAAUUUUGAUGGAGAUUUGCACGAUAUAGAUGGUUCUAAAAUUGGAAAUCCCAUCUUAAAAACUUCAGUCAUGGGUUCAGCAGCGCACCUUAUGAAUUUAGAGAAAACAAGUUUUAGAAGACCGUCAACUUCCUUUUUUUACUUGGAAACCCAUUCUGGAAAACGUUUGCAAUUUUCUGUCCCAAGACUCGGAGAAGCGCAAGCUUGGAUAGAAGCUCUAAACUAUUGGGCAGCUCGCACGUCUCGUAUCCCAAUGCUUGGCAGUGUAUCAAACGUGGACUAUGGAUGGUCACUGUGCACCGGGAACCAAAAAUCAAACGGGAAGAGUACAAAAACGUCCGAUCAUAAAGAAGAAAAAUAUCCUAAAUUAUCAUUGAAGGUAUGGGAGCCUGAACCUAUGAGUGGCAUUCCCAGUGAACUUCCCAUUGCUAAGCAAUAUAGUUCGUUUAAAUCUUUUUCAAAAUCUUUGUCUGAGGCCUUAAAACAACAUGAGGCUAUUCAUUUAGAGAUGUUGGUUAUUCUAUCCAGCCAGAAUAAAAAUACCUACCGUCGUGGAGUUGAAAAUUGGAAAGCUCGCAUGGGGUAUCUAAAAUCAACUAUGUUUAAGGUGAAACUAUAUAUUUCUGUGCUUAAAAAGUAUAGAAAGCUUGCUGAGGAUUAGCCUUCUAAUAAUUUGUCGCACUUGUUGAGCAUAUGUAUUUAAGGCAAGAAAUUCUUUAUCUUGGGUAUUUACUUGUCAUUUAAUCCAGAAUGUUUGUUUUUGUUGUAUUUAGGAGAUUAAUAAAAUGGGAAAUUUUCGAA
This is a messenger RNA of Schizosaccharomyces octosporus yFS286, 3031 nucleotides long. Its product is annotated as guanyl-nucleotide exchange factor. Gene Ontology annotation, biological process: regulation of ARF protein signal transduction. The record is from RefSeq and is a predicted model, not a curated record. The transcript has a single exon. Lineage: Eukaryota; Fungi; Ascomycota; Schizosaccharomycetes; Schizosaccharomycetales; Schizosaccharomycetaceae. Bases 204 to 2891 code for a protein of 895 amino acids. Gene Ontology annotation, molecular function: guanyl-nucleotide exchange factor activity.